This is a messenger RNA of Rhopilema esculentum, 6489 nucleotides long. NCBI's taxonomy places the organism in Eukaryota, Metazoa, Cnidaria, Scyphozoa, Rhizostomeae, Rhizostomatidae. The record is from RefSeq and is a predicted model, not a curated record.
AGCACAAUGGGGAAUAUGGAGAAGAGGCCAAAAGAGCAAAGAUUCCUUCUGCACGUGACAUUGAAAUUUGGCGGGAGAUGCAUACAGCAAAGAUGGAGUUUCUCAGAUUUCAAUAAUGUCGAUUUGGAGAUGGACAAAAUAAUAUGGGCUAAGUUUCAUCGUGGGAUUUAUUGGCCUGGGGAGGUCAUCGAGGAACUAGUUGAGGGACAUAAAGUUGAAUUUGUCCAUCUAUUUGAUAGAAAUGAAUGUCGUCGAAUGUCUAAAAAAGUAGGUAUUGCUUGCUGGAACUGUUCUGAGAAAGCUAACUUUAUAAAUGUUGGAGAAAAUCUCAAAAUGAAACAGAAAUGUCUGUCAUUUAAAAGGGCUGUGGAAGAGGCAGAAAAGCAACAUGAAAGUUCUUCUUCUGUGAAGAGAUCUCUGAACACUGCUUGUAAAUUAAGCACUUGCAAAAAGAGUGGCCAUAAACGGGAGUCUGGCAGCGAACCAUAUCACCUGAGCGAUGGCAAUGCUGACCUCCAGUACAGCAAUGAAAAUAGCUGUGAAAGUGAGGGAGAAGAUCUUCCUGCUGCUUUUACGCCAAUUAAAAAGACGCCAGAAACGAUGGCAAGAGGUGAUGUUGUCUGGGCGAAAUUUAAAGCCGAACCAUACUGGCCAGGAGUUUUUCAUUCCAUCGUGAAAGGAAAAAAGCCAAAAGUUUGGGUGUAUUUUUUUGAUAAAAACUGGAAUAUUGAAGGAAUGAACCGCGUAAUACUUCCGAUAAACGAAAAGUUCGUGUUUCCAUUUUGCUGCGAUGAAGAUAAGAAAAAAACUUUCUUGGAGGAGGGCACCGCUUCAGAUGACAAUUUUAUGCAGUAUGUUAAAUUCGCUGAAGAGUAUUUAGCAAGCAAAGCUGCGGGCAAAAUCAACGACAUCUUCGAAUACGAGAGUCAACCUGAUGACGAAAGUGACAACAAUUCGUUGGAGUUUCCACAAUCAACUUCAAAAAGGCGAAAAUUGGAAGUUGUGAACAUCACACCUACAAAGUCACCGACAAAAUUCAAGGACCUAGUCACUGGCAAGUCCUGGCGCACUGGAACAUCUAAAGAAGAACAGAAACAACUUCUAUCGGCAAUUAAAAAAACUCGACCAACACUAGAAAAGAUUUUGCAUGGAGAAAUCGAAUGCAAACGGCACACAAUUUUUACGAAGGGAACUACCAAAGAAAAAAACAUGCUAAAGCAUUCCAGUGGCUAUGGACCGAUUGAUGACGAUAAAAUUGCUGAAAAAGUUUUGGAAAAACUACUAGAAUGGUAUAACAACUCUAAAAAGAGAAGGAGAUUUAAUUCUGUUACUUACGUAUCAGAAGUGUGGCUUCCUGAGGCUAUUAUCAUGGCUUUGAUGGACUCAAGAAAUAUUGGAAGACAGAAAGCCGAAGAAAUAUUUAAUAACAGCAAAUAAGAGCAGGCACCAAGCUAUGGCCUACUCAUGUAGGAGUUGGCAGACCACCACGAGAAGGGCCUUACUGGAAAAAAUAGUAAUUUAAAAAUACUUCUAACGAGCAUUUCAUGGUAAAGUCUUUCCUCUAAGGUGGAAAUCUUCAACAAGUCGAUAAAAAGACUCUUUUUUUAAGCCAGUCUACAUUAAGUUCAAAUAUUUUAUGUGAGUGCAGACAAAGAACAGUGGUGCAGUAGGAUGUAGAUAUUUGACUGAAGGUUGUGCCAGUUUUUUGCACUCAAUGUACGACAUGUUGCCAGACUUGUUAAAUGUUGUUUUUCGUGUAAAUAGAUAUUUGUUGUUAUGUCUUUCUGUUAGAAAGGUUUUUAAGUUAUGCUAGAAAUUUGACGAAAACUCAGAAGUUUAUUUUUACGUCAAUUUUUUGUUCAUCAGUCCUUGACUUUAAAGUUUCCAUAACAGAUAAACUUCGUUGUAGGCCAAUUUUGGGUCAAGUGAAAAUUUUAGGAACAUUUUCGAGAGAGGUAGCUUUACAUUUUCUCAUUUUUUAAAAGUACUUCGAAUAACAAUGCAUGUUUUGGAAGUCUCUGGAAUGUCUAUUGCAUGUUAUCCAUGUCCGCGCUUAAAUUUACCAUAUUUGUUGAUUUUGCCCGGAGAAAAGAAUUCUGAAUAGCAGAAAUUGGUCUUUGGGUUUCUCGCAGCACUUGUUGUUAAUAAGCGCUAAUCGCUCAGAUCCACAUAUUGUUGUGACUUCACAAUAUAUUUUUUUCGGGCCUUUCGACAGUUUGCACCUUAAAAUAUUCACACCACUUUGUUAAACUGUUUUCAACUCAACACACAACUAAGUGUCUUGUUUCCCAGGUUUUGUUUUCUCCGAGCCAUUUGUGAGUGGAAAGUUUCCGCCAGUAAUCUCAAAUGCUAUUUUGUUAUUUUUUGUCCAUUUAAGGCUAUAACUCGAAUAUUUUUGCCACCUGAAUCAAAGCAGGCAUUAAAAGAUUUAAGAUUUUUAUCUAUUGAUCUCAGGAAAAAGGUCAAGAUUAAAAUAGUCUCGACUUAAAAAAGCCUCUUGUCGUUUUAUUCAAGUGAUACCUUUCUCAUAAAUGAUAUCUUGUUUGAUCCCACUACGCUGUCUUACCCUAAAUUAUUUUAUAUUCACGGAGCAGUACCAUGAACAAACUCUAAUUUCACCAUAAACUGACUCAGCAAGAUGACCAGGUGUUUUCAUGGACCAUGUUGCAACGCCCAGAAGAAAAAAGAUUUUCGUUACUGACCGUGACACAAUAGUUCAACAUAAGUGAAAAUUUCCAUCUCGUCGUCAACCACAGCCAUAGUUUGCUAUCAUAUUUUAUUCACCUUUCACACUCCCUGCUACACUCUCUUUAUAAGAACUAGAUGAUAUUUUUGGAUAAUUUGAAGCACCAGUCUUUUUAAUGUUGCUCUUAUUUCGACAUCGAUUUGUAUACAUUUACAAACUAUGAUUUUCUUCUAAAACUACUGAAAACAGUUUUGUAAACGUGCUGAUCAAGGAUUUGUUAAAAUUAGAAACAAUUUUCAAAAAAACGUUUUUUCUUCUAAUUUUCCAUCUGAGGCUUGGCAUGCUCUUACGUUAUUCUUAUAUGUUUGCCACAUUGACCCUCAAAUUUCUUAUAAAAUGUUUUCUUACAAAGUUCCGUAUGAGUGUCUCGGAGUUUUCAGAGCUAGAUUUUUAAGAAAUAUUGUGGCCCAAUUACCAAGUAAGAAGGUCCGGGCAGGCACAAACAGUUAAAAAUAGAGGAAAACUUUUUGCAUUUGGGUUGUGUUCUGGAUAAGUGGUAAACUAAGUCUGCUUGAGUUUUUUGCGUAUCUAAACGCAGUUUUCCUUCAGUUUAAGAUCCCUACAACACCACAGUCGCCGCACCUUUAUCCUCAGAAUGAAGUUUGGUUCAGCAUUACCGCUCUCGUGUUCAUGUUUCCUCUAAUGUGCUUGUUAAUCUAAUCCUACUUUCCCCUACAGUUGUUCCUCUUCUUCAGAAUCCCGGCUGCGGGGUACUUUCCCCUACCUAUUCAUACAUAUCUCUACAAAGCCCCUGCCCUGCUGCUAUAUUUUUAGCUUGCUGAAUUAUUUGCUUGAAAAAUCAGUAUUACACCAUACUGAAUUCCAAAGUAAAUUUUAGCAAAACUGUCGGUUACAUUGAUGCCCCUUUCAUAAUUACGGAUAUGCACGAUUUUCCCUAGCAGGUUUCCUCAUUACCCGCUGCAUAGUCCCGAAUUCCCCCUAUUAUAAGGUUUUCCCCUACGGGUGGCAACAAUCUUUUAAAAAUCUAAUGACCAUUGCCUCUGUGUCUCCCGUUGGGCACGCCCCUGUAAAAUGAAGGAAAAUUCAAUUGCCGUGUACAUAUAAUGGAGACUUCGGUGGCGAAUAUUGAUAAAUCGCAUAAGCCCGUACCACAAGGGCAGGUUCUGGUAUCAUUCCUAUUGAUAUCUUUGGCCCACUUGACUAAAUAAACCUUGAAUAGACUUUUAUUAACGUACACCAUACCUACAAGUCUUUUUUCAAACGAAACAUUUGCACUUUUACAAUUCACUCUCUUUACUAGUUCUUCACAGUGAUUUUAGAAGAAGAUUUUCAUCCGAGCAUCAAUUUAAAUCCAAUGGUAACUUUCGCAAAUGUUUCUCUUAGCUUCAUUUGACGUAAUUCCGUUGCAACGCGAUCCAUUGAUACCGGUAAAUUACAUAAUUAAUAAAAAUGUCACCAAAGUCAUGCUCAAUAAGUCAGUUGCAGACGGAAGGAGAAAAAAGGAAGAGUAAAAUUACAGCCAAAACCAAAGAGACAUGACAUUGUUAUGGCUCUAACUGGAAGAGGAAGCCAUUCAAAAACGAUUUUACGUAUUUUCAAACGGAAGCGAAUUGUUUUAUGCAUUUUUGCGUGAGAUCUUUGACAUUCCAAAAAUCGAUUAAGACAAUCUGAAGAAUUUGAAGGAAGGAGGCAAUGGGUGUCAACCCCUUUCAGAAAGCACUUACCGCAACCAAAACUGAAUGUUUCUGGUUAGAUUCAACGAAACAGGAAUUUAAAGUAUCCCUUAGGUUGUCUAUUAAAUUUGUCCACUCACCCCUUUUAAUACUGCAGCACCAUCCAAAUCUUCAAGCAUGUCCUAACAAAUGUAUUCAGCCAUCACAAUUUGACAAAUUUUUCCCAAGUGCUCUAAACGUGGUAUUCAUUGCUGACGCUAUGUCAAAUUUCCCGCCACUGAGGUUCUCCUUCCCAGAUCCUUUCAUUACAACUCUAGUAUCAACAUGAAGUGUAAUUUAUUUGAAAUUUUAAAGGGAGAAUAGAAGGAUUUCGUAGAAUAAUCAAAACUUGCUCACGAAUUUAAACGAAUUAAAAUACAGUGGCGUACUGAAUAAUUUCUGGAAAAGGGGGGGGGGGGUGAUAGGGAAGAAGGAUUGGUUAAGCAAAGAGAAUUGACCGUCAGGUUUAAUCGAGAAUAAUUCAUUGAAAUAUAAACCCUAAUUUUUAUUCUGAAACUCACGUUGCAUACUUUGUUAAGGCAAGACAACAGAGUGCAGCAUUUGGUUAUCUUACAGUUAAAUAAUAACUGGUAAAAUAAUUACACUAAAAGCUGAAGUCAUUUAUCAAGAAAAUCACAUAUCACGGAAUGUUUUUAAUUGGUUUCCGAAAGUGAAAACCAACUACGCUGCUUCUCAGUUUUUCGUUUACACCAAAUAAUACUUUUCAAGCUCUAUAUUUGAGCCAAUUUUCUGGUAAACAACGAAAUCGUGUUCAUAGAUCACACAAGGCCUUUUCUACUCGCAUAGACUGGAAAUGCUUAAUUCCAAAUUAGGAUAAAAGUUUUGGUUUUAAUGACACAAAAAUUUUGUUCCCCAUUUAUUAGCACAAAUGGAAUGCUCCACUAACAAAUAAAAGUGCUUGAUGAUGUAAACUCCGAAACGCAACCCCUAAUGAAUCACUUGUCGUGUCGUGUCGUGCUUUUAUCGUGUCGUGAAUUUUUAUCAAAUCAGUUAAAAUAAUCUUAUCAGAUAUUUGCUAUUGUUUCCCUCCUGGCUCGUGUCAGGCUCUCUAAAAUUAAAACACUCAUGGUAAAAAAAUCACAUCAAUUUGAAAUAUUCUAUGACCAAUUAAUGCGUUGACGCAAAUUAUAUGUCAUUGCUGGCCCAAUGGCUGCCAAUUUUCUCCAAAUAUGGGUUGGAUUGCCCCAAUGAGGUGUAUGGAAUAGAGAUCUUAUUGGAUUGCCCAAAAGAAUUUUACUGCAGUUACAUUGACUGCUGUAGAGUGGAAUGAAUGAAUGGAACACCGUCGAGCUAGAAAAUCCAAUUUAUGAAUAAUUGAGCGAGCCAUUAUUCUUUUUUUUCAACCAUUCUAUCAAAACGAGCGAAUCGGGUUCGACUCCAUUUCCAAUCAGGUUUCUCGAAAAGUCGCGAACGAGGACAAUUAGGAUUAUCUCCUCCGCAUUGACGUCAAUGCUGACACACGAGUAUUUGCGAUUUUAUCUUCGGAAUGCGACAGUUUCCUUGACAAUUUGUUUACUUCUCCAUGUUAAAAAACUCAAAUUUAUCAUAUUUCUACAUAUAUAUCUUCAAUAAAACUUGCCUUUGUCUACCUUGCUUUAUUUAUUUAAUUUCCAAAAAUCACUGUUUUAGCUUACGUAGUAUAGGCCAUAUUAUCGGUGGGAAUUUCGCAGAUUGUCGAUUUUUCUCGUUCCGCGUUUUUCGGGAUGUCCCGCGAUUUCCGGAAAUUUGAGUAUCAAAGCUUGGGUAAAACCUUUAAGCGAAAAAAUACUUCGUCUUUAGAAAAUUUAUUUAACAUGAUGUUUCGAGCCUUAAUGGCAACCUACAAAACCUUCAGUAGGGCAAAACUACAGCGGAGCCCGAAAGUUGCUGGGGAAAUCACUGAUCGGGACUGUUAUCGUUCAACCGGGGGCUAGGUCUCAUACAAAUGUUUCCUCGAAUAAAGAAUUUACCAUUUAAAAGAUUUUUUGAUUAGGAGCUUGUUUAUGCAAGAAAAUUUAUUUUAUAGCAAAUGCAAAUGUUUUUUGUUAUUUUGCUUAUUCUUAAGAACUU